Molecule: messenger RNA, 921 nt
Organism: Wickerhamiella sorbophila
Lineage: Eukaryota; Fungi; Ascomycota; Dipodascomycetes; Dipodascales; Trichomonascaceae
Exons: 1
Coding region: 1-921 (306 amino acids)
Biological process (GO): endoplasmic reticulum to Golgi vesicle-mediated transport; endoplasmic reticulum organization; Golgi organization
Cellular component (GO): Golgi membrane; endoplasmic reticulum membrane; endoplasmic reticulum-Golgi intermediate compartment
Molecular function (GO): D-mannose binding
Source: RefSeq, a predicted model, not a curated record
AUGAAAGUAAGCAGGGUGGUCCAAGGAGCUCUGUGGGCGUACGCUGCAGCAGACCGGAUUGUGGACAGUCUGGCGCUGGAAUAUCCGUUCAUCAGUCACGACUAUGAAAAUGACAAUUAUAUUUACGGCGGCUCGGCCGUGCUGGCAAAGUCCUAUGCGCGGCUGACGGCGGAUCAGCCUGAUCAACGGGGCUUUCUGUAUGCGCGGGAGCUAAUUCCAGCCGAGAACUUUGAGAUUGAAGUCGAAUUCAAGAUCGAGGGCGCCGGGAACUCGCUCUACGGCGACGGUAUGGCGGUUUGGCUGCUGUCUCCGGACCAGGAAGUUGCCGAGGGAAGCGUGUUUGGGCUCAAGGACUAUUUCAUGGGCACUGCUAUUUUGAUCGACACUUAUCGCAACCACCGCCCCGGAAAGGCCUUCCCCUACGUCGUGCUGAUGCAAAACGACGGGCGCCAGGGCUACGAUAACGACAAUGACGGCAAGGCCAACGAGCUGGCCGGAUACAGUGUCCGCGGUCUGCACAAUCCGGCUAGCAACACGAAAAUGAAGAUCCGCUACCAAGGCGGCGAGCUUUCGGUCGAAAUCAACCACAAGGGGCGCUUCGACAAGGCGUUUUCCCUGCCGUACAAUCUUGAUGGCGCCAAGCGCCUUGCGUUUUCAGCAUCCACGGGCCAGCUUUCCGAAAGACACGACAUUUACAGCGUGCGAGUUACAGAACUGGACUACCAGGCUCCCAAUAAGCCGGCCCAGUCCCCUCAAUAUGCCGGGAACUUUGCCGGCCAGACCAGGAAAUCUUCGCCGUGGACCGGGCUCCUGGUCAAGCUCAGUCUGGGGGUUGCCGGAUGCGUUGGCGCGCUCAAAAUGUAUAAACUAUACAUCAGGAAGAAAAAGUAUCGGGCAUACGAGCCGUUCGAGUUUAGCUAA